This is a messenger RNA of Sphaerodactylus townsendi, 570 nucleotides long. Its product is annotated as acanthoscurrin-2-like. The transcript has a single exon. The annotation marks the transcript as partial. NCBI's taxonomy places the organism in Eukaryota, Metazoa, Chordata, Lepidosauria, Squamata, Sphaerodactylidae. The record is from RefSeq and is a predicted model, not a curated record.
UGGGGGGGGGGGGGGGUGGGGGGGGGGGGGGGUGGGGGGGGGGGGGGGUGGGGGGGGGGGGGGGUGGGGGGGGGGGGGGGUGGGGGGGGGGGGGGGUGGGGGGGGGGGGGGGUGGGGGGGGGGGGGGGUGGGGGGGGGGGGGGGUGGGGGGGGGGGGGGGUGGGGGGGGGGGGGGGUGGGGGGGGGGGGGGGUGGGGGGGGGGGGGGGUGGGGGGGGGGGGGGGUGGGGGGGGGGGGGGGUGGGGGGGGGGGGGGGUGGGGGGGGGGGGGGGUGGGGGGGGGGGGGGGUGGGGGGGGGGGGGGGUGGGGGGGGGGGGGGGUGGGGGGGGGGGGGGGUGGGGGGGGGGGGGGGUGGGGGGGGGGGGGGGUGGGGGGGGGGGGGGGUGGGGGGGGGGGGGGGUGGGGGGGGGGGGGGGUGGGGGGGGGGGGGGGUGGGGGGGGGGGGGGGUGGGGGGGGGGGGGGGUGGGGGGGGGGGGGGGUGGGGGGGGGGGGGGGUGGGGGGGGGGGGGGGUGGGGGGGGGGGGGGGUGGGGGGGGGGGGGGGUGGGGGGGGGGGGGGGUGGGGGGGGG